Molecule: messenger RNA, 4880 nt
Organism: Pseudoliparis swirei
Lineage: Eukaryota; Metazoa; Chordata; Actinopteri; Perciformes; Liparidae
Product: kinesin heavy chain-like
Exons: 23
Coding region: 364-3162 (932 amino acids)
Biological process (GO): microtubule-based movement
Molecular function (GO): ATP binding; microtubule motor activity; microtubule binding
Source: RefSeq, a predicted model, not a curated record
UUAUGUUAUGUAUAUUAUAUAUAUUACAUAUAGAAUAUGUUUUAUAUAUUAUAUGUAUAUAUAUAUAUAAAUAAAAUAUAGAAACGUGUGUAUGAAUGAAUCCACAGAGGACUCCAUGUCCCAGAAUGCCCUGCGGCUCAGUGGUCCAGGGUGGCCGGUGAGGAGGCGUGUUCAGUCGGUCAGCAUCCUGAAGAGCAGCCGGUAAACACCGCGACGCUCCAUCUGCACCGGCGGCUCUCGGUCUGUUUUCUGCCCGGCGGAGGAGCACUUAUCCCGGCCUGACGCCCGCACAUUGUCCGCGUUCCUCCCGGUUGUUUCCGGUUCCUCCCGGUUGCCUGUCUGCUGCUCGCGGUGCCCGGUGCGAUGGGCGACGCGGCGGAGUGCGGCGUGAAGGUGAUGUGCCGCUUCAGGCCGCUCAACCAGUCGGAGCGCAGCCGCGCGGACAAGUACAUCCCCAAGUUUAACGGAGAGGACACGGUGGUGGUGGCGGGGAAGCCGUACGUGUUCGACAGAGUCCUCCCCCCCAACGCCGAGCAGGGCCAGGUCUACGACACCUGCGCCCGGCAGAUCGUCAAAGAUGUGCUGGGAGGAUAUAACGGGACCAUCUUUGCUUACGGUCAGACGUCAUCAGGAAAGACUCACACCAUGGAGGGGAGUCUUCACGACCCUCGUCAGAUGGGGAUCAUCCCCCGGAUCUCCAGAGACAUCUUCGACCACAUCUACUCCAUGGACGAGGACCUGGAGUUCCACAUCAAGGUCUCUUAUUUUGAAAUCUAUUUGGAUAAGAUCCGAGACCUUCUGGACGUGUCCAAGACCAACCUGUCGGUCCACGAGGACAAGAACAAGGUUCCCUAUGUGAAGGGCUGCACGGAGCGGUUUGUUUCCAGUCCUGAUGAAGUGAUGGACGUCAUCGACGAGGGAAAAGCCAACCGCCACGUGGCCGUGACCAACAUGAACGAGCACAGCUCUCGCAGCCACAGCAUCUUCCUCAUCAACAUCAAGCAGGAGAACAUGGAGACGGAGCUGAAGCUGUCGGGGAAGCUGUACCUGGUGGACCUGGCGGGCAGCGAGAAGGUGAGUAAAACUGGAGCCGAAGGCGCCGUGUUGGACGAAGCCAAGAACAUCAACAAGUCCCUCUCCGCCCUGGGGAACGUCAUCGCCGCGCUGAGCGAAGGAACCAAGACACACGUCCCGUACCGAGACAGCAAGAUGACUCGGAUCCUGCAGGACUCCCUGGGGGGGAACUGUCGGACCACCAUCAUCAUCUGCUGCUCCCCGUCCGUGUACAACGAGGCGGAAACCAAGUCCACCCUCAUGUUCGGACAGAGAGCGAAGACCAUCAAGAACACGGUGUCUGUGAACCUGGAGCUGACUGCCGAGGAGUGGAAGAAGAAGUACGAGAAGGAGAAGGAGAAGAACAGGAGCCUGAGCGUCACGAUACAGAAGCAGGAGAACGAGCUGAGGCGCUGGAGGAAAGGUGAGUCUGUACCUGUGGACGAGCAGCUGAGCAGCAGGAACAAGAAAAGCAGCAGCGAGGCGCCGGCGGCGACGGACAGCCCGGCGCCGCCGGCGCUCCCGCUGCCCGAUGAACAGAAGACGCAGUACGAGACUCUGAUCACCGACCUGUACCACCAGCUGGACGACAAGGAUGAGGAGAUCAACCAUCACAGUCAGACUGCAGAGGAACUGAAGCAGCAGCUGGUUGACCAGGACGAGCUGCUGGUGUCCAGCCGUCAGGACUAUGAGCGUGUGCAGGAGGAGCUGUCACGGCUGCACAGGGAAGGGGACUCGGCCAAAGAGGAAGUAAAGGAGGUGCUGCAGGCGCUGGAGGAGCUCGCCGUCAACUACGACCACAAGAGCCAAGAAGUGGAGACCAAGAACAGCACCAACAGUCAGCUGAACGAGGAGCUGGCGCACAAAACUGUGACUCUGGAGGCGGUUCAGAAGGAGCUGUUCUCCCUGAACGAGGUCAGUUCUCAUCACAAGAAGAGGUCCACGGAGAUCCUCAGCCUGCUGCUCAGAGACCUCAGCGACAUCGGCAGCGUCCUCGGUACCACCGACCUCAGAGCUAUGACGGAGACGAGUGGAGUAAUGGAGGACGAGUUCACCACAGCCCGCCUCUACAUCAGUAAAAUGAAAUCUGAGGUCAAAUCUCUGGUGAACCGCAGCAAACAGCUGGAAGUCAACCUGACGGAGAACAUCAGCCGGAUGGAGGACAACGAGAAGGAGCUCAACUCCUGUCAGCUGCUCGUCUCACAGCUCCGGGCGAAGAUUGUGUCUCUGGCAGAAGACCUGCAUCGGGUGGAGCAGGAGAAGAGGAAGCUGGAGGAGAGUCAGGACGGCCUGAUGGAGGAGGUCGCCAAGCUCGACGCUCAAGGUCAAAUGCACGAGGUGUCGGUGAUGGACAAAGAGAAAGAACACAUGAGCCGACUGAAGGAUGCUGUUGAGAUAAAGAGAACCCUGGAGGAGCAGAUGGAGAACCACAGAGAAGUCCAUCACAAGCAGCUGAGUCGCCUCCGAGACGAGAUCGAGCAGAAGCACCGAGUGGUGGAGCAGUUCAAAGAUUUCUUGUUCCGACAGAGUUCGGAGAACGACGGCGACGAGGCCGGCGGCAGUCUGGCUCAGAGGCAGAGGAUCGUCUUCCUGGAAAAUAACCUGGAGCAGCUGAGCAAGGUCCACAAGCAGCUCGUGAGGGACAACGCUGACCUUCGCUGCGAGCUCCCCAAGCUAGAGAAGCGUCUGCGGGCGACGGCGGAGCGAGUGAAAGCUCUGGAAGCGACCCUGAGAGAGGCCAAGGAGUCGGCCGCGAGGGACCGCAAACGCUACCAACAGGAAGUGGACCGCAUCACGGAGGCGGUGCGCUCCAAGAACGUCUCCAGGAGAGGACACUCGGCUCAGAUAGCCAAGCCAAUCAGAGCCGGACAUCAGCACCAUCAGCACCCGUCCUCCUCUGCACCCGUCAGACUGGCCAUCCGAGGAGGCGGGGUCAGGUCCAGUCCACGUCAUCACUCCCCCCGACAGCAACCGCCUCAACAACCAGAGAAACAACAACAACAACAACCUCAUCAGAGCUUCAAGUGGAAGACAACGCCAGAUGAGUUUUCACCGCUCUGCCUUCCUGGAUCCUCCUCUGCCCACUUUCUAACAGCCAUUCCACCUUAACAGCCAUUCCACCUUAACGGCCAACAAGUGCUUAUUAUCUCUUUGGCUUUUCAUUCAGUCAAUUCAGUUGGAUAACAAGUUUAAUAAAUACAAAUAAAUGAUAGUACCUGAUAAUGGUAAAUAAGUUGAAUAAUUGGCUUUGACAGGUUAAAUAAUGUCAUCAUAAAUAUGUUAAAUUAAUUCAAUAAUGUGUUUAAAGUGGCAACAGACAACUUCAUGAAUGUAUUUGAUCUUCUCGGGACUACAGGGGCGUUAGCUCAUGAGCUAUAACUCAUCAAUAUGAUUAUCACGCACCGCCUCUGGUGAACAGCCAAGAGUUUUUAUUUUGCUCAUUUUAGAAGAAAAACGGCAUCGAUUGUGAAAACAAUGUUUGUUAAUCAUUUUGAUAUAGUGAAAUACAAACAACUCGUCUAUUGCCACUUUAAUGACUUAUCGAGUUAAUGAGUUAAUAACAGUUGAAUAAGUCAGUUCCUAAUAAUAAUAAUAAGUUUCUACCUGCAGUUGGAGGAGUUGAAUGAAAAUAACUCGAAGGAGUUUUCUUUCGAUUCUCCGACGGAAAGAUGUUGAUAUGAAUCUAAAUGUUUAAAUCUCACUUGAUAGAAUAGAAGUCAUCAGUCAUCAUUACAGGUGGAACGUUUCCACUUUUACAUUCCGGCCCCGUGAAUCGAUGUUCAGGAAAAUAAAAUAACAAUGAAUGUUUUUAAGUGAACACAUGGUGUCAGAGGUGAUGUGAGGAACAUCUGGAUGUAAAGUUGACCUCAUGGAUGAUCUGUGUUUCCUCCUCUGGAACAGCUGGAACAAUCAUUUAUGUUCACGUCGUGUUCCUGAGCUUUGAGGAACAUUUACAGCGUUGUCAUCGUGAUGUACCGUCCACACAAACAACAACAACAACAACACAAUGUUCAUCGUCUGAACUGUGUCCCUUUUGGAAAAUAAAUACAUGAACAGUUAGGAAUAAUAAAAUAAAACCAGAUAUAAUGAAGAACUCGUUGUAAUUGUUGUUAUAGUUACAAUACAAGACGGCACAAAAGUUACAUAAUGAUGAGAUAUUGUUGAAUUAAGUAAUUUAAUGAUUAAAGAAAUAAAGGAUAUCGGAACUUUAUUAAAUUAUGACGUUACUUCCAAAAGCACAAUUUAACAUGAUAAAUGUAGACAUGAAGAUAUUGUGACUUUCCUUUAGAAAUUCACAUAUAUACAUAUAUAUAUAAAUGUAUAUACAUAUAUAUGUAUAUAUAUAUAAAUAUAUACAUACAUAUAUAUGUAUAUAUAUUUGUGUAAAUAUUUAUUUAUAUAAUUUUAUUAUAAAUAUAUUUCCGUUUUUUUUAUUUGAUAACAUUUUGACUUUUUAUAUCAGUCAAAUAUACGUGACAUACAAUAAAUACAUAUGAAUAAAACAGAAGUUAUGGAUAGCCCAAUACUUCACUCCAUAUUGACGUAUACUGAUGUACAUUUUUGUUUUAUUAUUCCUAACAUUUGACGAUGUUUUUAUUUUCCUGGCCUGAAUGUUUAAUCAACCUGAUAUUGUGUUUUUUAAAACUAAUUUAUAGAUUUUUGAAAUGGUUGUCUUUGCUACCUGAGACGUGUUCCUCCGCUCAGAUUGUUUCUACCGCUGUAAACUUUCCACGGUGAUGAAGUGUUCUGUGUCUGUUGUCGCUGAACGUUGUUCUGAAGUUUUUAUUGUCGUGUUCUUCACGUGUUAUUAAAGUGUAGCUCAGUUA